Molecule: messenger RNA, 1140 nt
Organism: Prosopis cineraria
Lineage: Eukaryota; Viridiplantae; Streptophyta; Magnoliopsida; Fabales; Fabaceae
Exons: 1
Coding region: 151-1140 (329 amino acids)
Source: RefSeq, a predicted model, not a curated record
CAACACAAGGUCUCUCCCUCAUUUCAGGAACAAAUUGCUUAAUUUCUGCAACCUUUCAAUAUCAUCAGUAAUUACUUUACAAAAUAAAACUGUUCCAUCAAUCCCCUCUUGUUGUUGCAUUCUUAGCUUCAUAGUUCAUUAGUCUCCGUCAUGUCCAACAUGGACGUCUCUUUCUCAGAUGAUGAAUUUUCCUUCAUAAGUGCAGUCACAAGUGUAGGAGGAGCUAGCAGAAGCCUAGAAGAGCUCAUGUUCUUCUACAGUGUGCCAACCAGUCCUAGCUUCAUCAGGACAAGUUCACUAUAUGGUUCUGAUCUUGAUGCAGAAGAUGAAUUCGAAUUCGAAACUAGUCGUCGUUUCCUUGAUCCUCGCAAUCUUGAAACUGAUCAAAAGAAAGAUGAUGAUGAAGAAGAGAAUGAUGAGAAGCAGAAGCAAAGGCUUCAAAGGAAGAGUGAGGAUUCUUUGCCAACCAUGUCAUUUGCUGAUGAGCUUUUUUGUGAUGGCAAGGUCUUGCCUCUGCCUCUUAAGCUUCCUCCAAGGCUUCAAAAUGGAAGUGCUCGGAAAGCGAGCAUGCUGAGCUCAUCGGCAUCUUUGUCGCCGAGGUCGUUGGGGUCGUCGGUGAAGCGAACACUUUCAGGGAAAUGUUUGUGGAAUGAUGAUUUUGAUCCAUUCAUGGUGGCUUUGAAAGUGGUAAGAGAAGAAGAGGAGAGAGGGAAACCAAAGGAAAGAGAUGGUAUUAGAAGGACUAAGUCAGAAUUACUAAUCAGGAGCAAAGGCCCAAACGGUGGGCCAAGUGGGCUGGCAUGUGAAGGUCCAAAUGAGCCAUUGAUAGCAGCAUCAAGAGGACCAAAAAUGGUGUUUAGUGAGCCCAAAGGGUUGGAGCUUGCAAGGAAAACAAGACUAAUUGGGCUUGACAAGAAUGGGCCCAAUAGAAACAAAGCAGAGAGUGAAAGUGGUGGGGCCUGGAAAGAGAAGAGGAAGAGAGAGAAGAUAAUGAAGUUCCUAUUUGGGAAAGUAAGUGGUUAUCACAAGUUCAGAGAUCAAAAGGAUGAAACAGUUUGUGAGGUGAAGAAAAUGACAAUGACAUGUUAUAAGCCUAGGCUUCUUCUUUGCUUGGGUUAUGGAGGAAGGUAUGUCAAGUGA